Molecule: messenger RNA, 933 nt
Organism: Dioszegia hungarica
Lineage: Eukaryota; Fungi; Basidiomycota; Tremellomycetes; Tremellales; Bulleribasidiaceae
Exons: 4
Coding region: 1-933 (310 amino acids)
Source: RefSeq, a predicted model, not a curated record
AUGUCUACUUCAGAAUCCACAGCGAGCAAGGUCAUCCUCAUAUAUGGCGCUACCGGCAACAUUGGCAAGGUUGUCAUUGAAGAGUUGUCCAGGUCUGCUCAUCCACUCGCCCAGGACUUCACCCUCGUCGCUCUCACUCGGGAUGCCAACUCGGCCUCAACGCGCCGGCUUGCCGCCCUCCCCCAAGUGAUCACCAAGCAGAUUCCGGCGGACGGGAUGGACAAGCCUGGGAAGGCCGUCGCAGCGCUGGGGUACGAGAAGGGGUCAGUCUAUGGCGUGUUCAGCUGCCAGGGGUAUGUCACGCCCAAAGAGGACACUGCGCAAGGUAUCGCCAUUGCAGACAUGUGUGCCGACCUCGGCGUCCAGCACCUCGUCUACCUGUCUACCAACUUUGGUUCUGCGCCCGACACCGGUACCGAGAUCUUCGAAUGCAAGCGUCGGGUCGAAACCCACCUCUCAACUCUUUCCAUUCCUCACGUCACCCUCCUCCACCCCGCCCAAUUCAUGGACAACCUUCUCCCCUCCGCCCCCACAUUCCUCCGUAUGGGCCGGACCCUCCUCAUCCACCACGCCUUCAAGACGCACCCGGAGCGCAAGCAUCAGAUGGUCAGCACGCGGGAUAUCGGGAUCGCCGGUGCGCGGGCGUUCGAGGAGCCGGGACGGUGGAAGGUGCUCGAUCUGGCAGGGGACGAGAUUGACAUGGUUGAGCUACAGCAGACCUAUCGUGAGGUCAUGGGCGAGGAGGUGGAUACGCCGUUGGGGUUGAGGCUGGUCACGGGAAUGGGGAGGCGGUUUAUCGGGACCCCACGCGGAGUAGCCGAUUUCUUUGACAAGAUUGGGUACAACGUCGACAUUCCUCAGUGCCGGAAAGAUUUCCCGCAGGUUGAGACGCUCAGACAGUUCUUUGAGCGGAACAAGCCGAAGGAAGGGUAG